Molecule: messenger RNA, 234 nt
Organism: Botrytis porri
Lineage: Eukaryota; Fungi; Ascomycota; Leotiomycetes; Helotiales; Sclerotiniaceae
Exons: 2
Coding region: 1-234 (77 amino acids)
Source: RefSeq, a predicted model, not a curated record
AUGCAGCCAAGAUUUCAUUCCAAGGUCGAAUCCAUGGAUCGAUCCACUGGAACCCUUGCCCCGCAUUCUGGUCCGUAUGUAUGGUUGUUUAGCAGUUGCGAUUGUUUUCCAACCACUCUGGACGUUGGAUAUGGGAUAUGGGAUAUGGGAUAUGGGAUAUGGGAUCUUGAACUGUGGAUCGUGGACCUUGACAACCUGGAAGCCCAAGCUCCAAUUAAACCGCCGGGGGGUUGA